UAAUGGAAAAGAGAUUAAGGUUAUGACGGUUAACAGAAACCAUUUCCAAGCAGCACCACAUUUUGGUUUUUUAAUAUUUUAAACAAAUUGCUUACAAUUUUUUUUAUCUCAAAUUAAAAAAAUGAGUGCAAAUAACAUUAUAGAAAUAGAAUUGAGUGAUGAUGACAGUGAUAGUUCAUCUGUUGUAGAAAUAGAAUGCGUACUAGCACCAAGGAAAACUGAUCGAAAUGUAACCAAGAAUGAAGGUAAUUUUAUUGAUACUGGUUUACCAAAUCCCAAUCAAAUAAAAAUUACAAGAAUUGAAUCAUUGAGCGGAAAGGAACAUUACUGGACGGAUGAUGUAAAACCUAUAAAACCAGCUACGCUACCAGAAGUUUUAACGCCGCCAGACGAUUCAUCUUCAAAUUCCUUGUUGAAAUUUCAACAAAAUUCUGCUACUGGUCAAUUCAAUCUUGUACUUCUAAAAGAAGAAGAAACUGCUGAAUUCGCUGAAGAAUCUGAAAUGAUCAACUUAUCAUCUGAUUUAGACUAUCAUAAUGGAGAGUUUAACUCAACGUCAAGACAUCAUAAAAUUUAUCAAUGCAUGGAGUGCGACUUUGCUGCAUUCAGUAAAACGAGUUUCAAAACACACACCGAAGCUCAUAAUAAUAAUAACUCAUUCAAGUGUCCUAAAUGUCCAUUUAUUGCUAUUAACAAAGGCACUUUCAGGACACAUUUUAUAUGUAAACAUAGUAAUGUUAAAAAGCCGUAUCAAUGUCAAAUUUGUCAUUUUUCAACAUACUUUCAAUCAGCUUUACAGCAACAUAUUAAAAUUCACGGUGCAGACCGCUCAUACGAAUGUCAAUACUGCCCAUACGCUGCCAUUUCUAAAAGUUACUUGGCAAUUCAUCUUCGCAAUCAUUUUACUCAGCCUAAGUAUCCAUGUAGUGUAUGUUCUUUCUCAGCGUUAUAUGCAGAUCAAUUAAAAAAUCAUUUCAUUUGUCAUAAGUCAUAAUUCUUAGUAUCAAUUUAAAACAAACAAUUGAUACACUGAGUACUAAAUUUUAUUAAAACUACUUAGUGCAAUUAUUAAUCA
Messenger RNA from Cotesia glomerata, 1075 nucleotides. Its product is annotated as protein hunchback-like. The record is from RefSeq and is a predicted model, not a curated record. Gene Ontology annotation, biological process: regulation of transcription by RNA polymerase II. The transcript is spliced from 4 exons. The coding region runs from base 122 to 994 and encodes 290 amino acids. Lineage: Eukaryota; Metazoa; Arthropoda; Insecta; Hymenoptera; Braconidae. Gene Ontology annotation, molecular function: DNA-binding transcription factor activity, RNA polymerase II-specific; RNA polymerase II transcription regulatory region sequence-specific DNA binding.